AUGGCAGACGCAACCGCCGGCGUUACUGCCGAUUCGCUGAAGACCAAACUCAUGGAGCAGCUUGAGGCGCAGGUGGUUGAGAUUGAGGAUCUGUCGGGUGGCUGCGGACAGGCUUUCCAGGCGGUUAUUGUUUCCCCCCAGUUCGAGAAGAAGAAUAUGCUUGCGCGUCAUCGGUUGGUGAACUCGGUCUUGAAGGCGGAGAUUGCUGCGAUUCAUGCCUGGACGCCAAAGUGUUAUACCCCCGAGCAGUGGCAGGCCUUGCAACAGGGAAGCGCGUGA
Molecule: messenger RNA, 279 nt
Organism: Aspergillus clavatus NRRL 1
Lineage: Eukaryota; Fungi; Ascomycota; Eurotiomycetes; Eurotiales; Aspergillaceae
Product: BolA family protein
Exons: 2
Coding region: 1-279 (92 amino acids)
Biological process (GO): intracellular iron ion homeostasis
Cellular component (GO): nucleus; cytosol
Molecular function (GO): 2 iron, 2 sulfur cluster binding
Source: RefSeq, a predicted model, not a curated record